GACAUGAGUAUUCCCUGCUAAAGAAAGAGGAAGCUUUCAGCUCCAUUCAAAACAAGAUCAGUCUCCUGCAGGAGCCGGCGGAGGUAACGAUGCUCCUGAAAAGCUUGUGUCUGGCCCUUCUCCUCCCGGCCCUGGCGGAGGCUCAGUAUGAGCGGUACAGCUUUAAAAGUUUUCCUCAGAAGGACAUCAUGCCGCUGGACUCUUCCUAUAACUACGCGCUGGAGCAGUACGGGCAGCAGAACUGGGCAGAGAGCAUCAAGUACCUGGAGCUCAGCCUGCGUCUCCACCGGCUGCUACGGGACAGCGAGGCUUUCUGCAGCCGCAACUGCAGCUCCGUCAGCCGGGACAACGACACCCUGUUCACCGACAGCAGCCUCCGCGUCGUGCGCCACAUCCUGCUGAGGGCUGCGUGUCUUAAAAAGUGCAAGGCGGAUUUUCCAGUGUUUCAACUCAGUUAUCCGCGGAGGGAUUUACUGGAAACUUUCGACAAAAGGGUGCCGUAUCGGUACAUACAGUAUGCAUACUUCCAGCUUAACAACUUGGAGAAAGCUGUGUCAGCGGCCCACACCUUCCUGAAGAAGAACCCAACUGAUCCCUACUUGACCAAGAACAUGAAGUACUACAAGACACUCUUUGAUGUGGAAGAAUAUCUCAUUGACCACGAGGAGCAGCCGUAUGAAAGUGUUUUCCUGAAAAGUGUGACACUUUACAACAACGGAGACUUCAGCAGCAGUGCCCGAAGUAUGGAGCAGGCCAUCACGCAGUACUUUGAAAUAUACAGUCUCUGCUUAGCGGGCUGCGAGGGCUCAUAUGAAAUCAUAGAGUUCAAAGACUUCUAUCCCACUCUGGCAGAUCUCUACACCAAUGUGCUGAAAUGUAAGGUAAAAUGUGAAGAGCACCUGACACCCAGCGUGGGAGGCUUCUUUGUGGAGAAGUUCGUAGCCACCAUGUUUCACUACCUCCAGUUCUCCUAUUAUAAAUUGAAUGAUGUAAAGAACGCUGCUCCGUGUGCAGCCAGUUACAUGCUGUUUGACAAUAAAGACCAGGUGAUGCAGCAAAACAUAGCGUACUAUCGCUUCUACCGGGAGCAGUGGGGACUUGAGGAGAAAGACUUUCAGCCUCGGCCCGAGGCCCUGACGUACUUUAACGAGACAACCAAGCAGAAAGAGAUGCUGGAGUUUGCACUGAACUAUCUACUAACAGACGAUGAGGGCGAAGUUAGUCCAGAAGAAACGGUCUCCUCUCACUCGGAGCAUCCUGAUGCUGAGUUUGAGGGCAUGGGAGACUAUGAGGAGUCCUUCCUGGCUGAGUGGUGGCAAGAACCCAAAACUAAGUGGGACACCGGAGAAGUCGCUGACUGACAUCUGUCCUUGUCUCCUGUCCAGCUUAGUCCAACCUGUCACAAUAACAAACCAAAGAAUGUUAACCAUACAGACAGACAACAACAACAUUCCCGACAGUAUUUAGCAGGAAAAGCACAACUGUGUACUCUCACCCAGCUGAAGGAUAGAACUCAUCCGACAUGUUGAUCAAGAUCAGAGAUCGACUUAUUCUGUCUUGGCUGUCAUCAGCCUUUUUAAACUGUUAUUUUUAUAACCAGUCAUUGGCCUGUGUAUCAAUACUCAGUCAUUGACUUUUCUAGUUUUAUUUCCAGUUUUUAUUUAAUGAAAGCUGAAUGCCUCUGUGCCGUGGUGUAAGGAAUGAACUAUUUCUUAUGCUGAAUGAUUUUUCUAUCACCAACUGGGGUUUUGUUGUAUUAAUUUGCUUCUAAUUAAAGAAAUAUUUUAAUAUACUUUGUUUUGCUUGUGUCAUCUAAUACUAAGAUGAUCAAAAAUAAAGG
This is a messenger RNA of Plectropomus leopardus (leopard coralgrouper), 1840 nucleotides long. RefSeq names its product prolyl 3-hydroxylase family member 4 (inactive) (gene p3h4). Gene Ontology annotation, molecular function: collagen binding; protein binding. NCBI's taxonomy places the organism in Eukaryota, Metazoa, Chordata, Actinopteri, Perciformes, Serranidae. The record is from RefSeq and is a predicted model, not a curated record. Gene Ontology annotation, biological process: peptidyl-lysine hydroxylation; collagen fibril organization. Gene Ontology annotation, cellular component: endoplasmic reticulum.